Molecule: messenger RNA, 486 nt
Organism: Camelina sativa (false flax)
Lineage: Eukaryota; Viridiplantae; Streptophyta; Magnoliopsida; Brassicales; Brassicaceae
Source: RefSeq, a predicted model, not a curated record
AUGGAAACUGCUACAAUCGUACAUGAACCUGCCCUCCCGCGUACUUGGAGGACAGACGGGAACCUACGUUACGAGGUUGCGAUGAACAGCAUCAUCAUAACCCUCAACGUUGCAGCGAUCUUGCAUAUGGCUAUGAGAACCCACCAGAUUCCCGUAGAUGAAAACGUUUCGGGACCUGUGAUGAUUUUCACUAGUACGUACGCACUUGCCAUCCUAUUUAACGGCCUGUUGUGGCUUGAAGCAUGCGAUGAUGAUUCAUUAUUAUGUGUUACUUACUUCGUGGGACGCUUAUGUCACACGUUCGGCUUCUGUAUCUUCCUCUGCCUCAUCUAUUCUAUUUCUCACUUGACCCUAUACAUUACUCUACCUUGUUUGCUAUGGUUCAUACCAGCCAUGAUUGCACCGUGUUGUCCCCAACUAUGGAGAGGAGAGCCAGCUUGGUGGAACUUUGUCAAGCAACCACAAUCGACAGCUACUAUUGUUUAA